AUGUUCAAUGCUAUCACAAAUCCUCCGCUCCUCGCCACCGAAGAACCUCCGUCUCUGCCCAUUUCCACCUCCGCUCCCUGUCACCUCCGCCCUCGCCACCUGCACCCGGAGCUAUCUCAGCUCCUUUCCACCGCCGCCUCUGCCCUGAGCCCCUCAAAUCGUUUUGGGAACCAAAACUUAGGGUUUGCGAUUCCACCUCUGUUGAGUCCACCAGAGGAAAGUGGUGGAUCCACCAACUCGACUCCACCUCUGAACUCCGGAAUCUUGUCGAGCAGCAACCCGGAAGCUCAUCGAGGCGACUCAGUACGUUAA
Molecule: messenger RNA, 312 nt
Organism: Striga asiatica
Lineage: Eukaryota; Viridiplantae; Streptophyta; Magnoliopsida; Lamiales; Orobanchaceae
Source: the annotation of a GenBank genome assembly